This is a messenger RNA of Iphiclides podalirius (scarce swallowtail), 936 nucleotides long. The record is from the annotation of a GenBank genome assembly. NCBI's taxonomy places the organism in Eukaryota, Metazoa, Arthropoda, Insecta, Lepidoptera, Papilionidae.
AUGUCAUGUCUGGACAUCGAUGGAAGUGUUUUAGAAGGGGGAGGUCAAAUACUUCGCAAUUCCAUAUCACUGAGUGCCAUUUUAGGAAUACCGAUUCGGGUAAUGAAUAUAAGAGCAGGGCGCAGUAAGCCGGGCUUAGCCGCUCAGCAUUUAAAAGGCAUUCAGUUGGUAGCAGAGAUGUGCAAUGCCAAACUCAAAGGGGCCAACAUUGGAUCAACUGAAAUCGAAUUUACACCAGGCAAAAUCAGAGGAGGACACUAUCUUGCUGAUACACAAACUGCUGGGUCUAUCAGUUUGCUGUUACAAGUGGCUCUGCCUUGUGCCUUGAUGGCAGAUGGGCAUGUCACACUAGACUUGAAAGGUGGCACCAACGCCGACAUGGCACCGCAAAUUGAUUACAUGGACAAAGUGUUCAAGUCCACGUUGCAAAAGUUUAAUGCGGACUUCACAUUGAAGAUGCACAGGCGAGGCUACUUCCCCCGCGGCGGGGGUCACGUGACGGUGGGCGUGGCGCCGGUGCGGAGUUUGGCCGCCGCCAAUCUGACCACCCGCGGCGAGCUGCUGGGCGUGAAGGGCUGGAGCUUCGUGGCCGGCACGCUGCCCCUCAAAUUGGCGUACGAGAUGCGAGACGCGGCUCGCGACGAGCUCGGAGCCCUGAGAUCGCCCCACCUGGACAUCCACUGCUACAAGGAGGACAGGAGUUUCGCCCCGGACAACUGCAGCGGAAUCAUUCUGCGAGGUGAAACAUCCUCUGGGUGCGCUUUGGGGGCGGACGCGUUGGGGCGGCGGGGGGUGAGGGCGCACGAGGUGGGGGCGAGGGCGGCGGCCGAGCUGCGGGGGGCGCUGCAGGGGGGCGCCUGCCUAGAUCCGCACGCACAGGACCAGGUGAUAAUUUACAUGGCGUUGGCGGAGGGGGAGUCUGCGGCGAGGGAUGCU